GAAUAAAAGCCCUAAAUUAAUAAACCCAUCUGGCCCACACCAAUUCUGGCGGGAAACUUGUCCGCCAUUUCCCGCCAAGUUAAUUAAUUCCUCACGGUUCAUUUUCUCUGUCUCCCCCCUUCCCUGUGUCGCCGCCUUCAAUCCCUUAUUCUCUAGCCAUGGCUUCCGACUCCUCUCCCGGCAACUUCUUCACCGAUCCUUCGUCUCCCGAUGGUUUUUCCAGUCCGAUUGGCAACACUUUCUCUUCCCCAGCACACCAACGCGGCCGCCGCCGCCGUCGAUCGUCGCCUCCCUCCGACGCUACCCCUCCGCCCAACGGAUCCCGAUUUGCCUCGUCAGCUGCUAGUCCAACCCCAUCACCCGCAGUUCGGGGUGGGAGCCGAGGCAGAGGCAGGGGUAGGGGCGUCCGACGUCCCCCAACUUCACCGCCGGAUUCUGCAAACACUGACGACUUGCCACUUCCGUCCUCUGACUUCGGCGAUGACAUGGACGAGGCUACGCCGACGUAUGUUUGGGGGACGAAUGUCAGUGUACAAGAAGUGAAAAGUGCAAUAUAUACGUUUAUCAAGAAUUUUAGGGAGAGUCAAGAAUCGAGCGACGACGUUUACGCGGAAGCGAAGUAUAUGAUGUUGAUACACAGGGUGCUUGAAAUGGAGGGGGAGUGGAUUGAUGUUGAUGCUCAUGAUGUAUUUGCUUACGACCAGGAUUUGUACAACAAGAUGGUGAGGUACCCACUUGAGGUUUUGGCUAUCUUCGAUAUUGUUCUGAUGGAUAUUGUGAGUUCCAUUAACGAGAUGUUUGACAAACAUGUGCAAGUUCGGAUUCAUAAUCUUAAGAGCUCUACUUCCAUGAGAAAUCUCAACCCAUCUGAUAUUGAGAAGAUGGUCUCGUUGAAGGGGAUGAUAAUUCGAUGCAGUUCUAUAAUACCUGAGAUAAGGGAAGCAGUAUUUAAGUGCCUUUUGUGUGAGUACCACUCGGAUCCAGUUGUUGUGGAUAGAGGACGAAUAACUGAACCUACUAUGUGCUCAAAUGAAAAUUGCCUCGCUAAGAACUCAAUGACACUGAUUCAUAAUAGAUGCAGGUUUGCUGAUAAGCAGAUUGUGAGGCUCCAGGAGACACCUGAUGAGAUCCCUGAAGGAGGGACACCACACACAGUGAGCUUGUUGAUGCAUGACAAACUAGUAGAUGCUGGAAAACCUGGUGAUAGGGUUCAGAUCACUGGGAUUUACAGGGCUAUGAGUGUCAGAGUUGGGCCAACACAAAGAUCUGUCAAAUCCUUGUUCAAGACAUACAUUGAUUGUCUUCAUAUAAAGAAAACCGACAAGUCCAGAAUGGUUGCUGAUGAUCCUAUGGAAGUAGAUGGUAGCUCACAAAGAAUAGAGGAAGAUGUCCGGUUUGAUGAAGACAAAGUAAAAGAGUUAAAAGAGUUGUCAAAACAACCAGAUAUAUACGACAGACUAACAAGGUCAUUGGCACCAAAUAUUUGGGAGCUGGAGGAUGUGAAGAAAGGUCUUCUUUGCCAGCUCUUUGGUGGGAAUUCUUUGAAGUUACAAUCUGGUGCUAGCUGUCGUGGUGACAUCAAUAUUCUUCUUGUUGGUGAUCCUGGAACAAGCAAGUCCCAGUUGCUCCAAUACAUUCACAAGCUUUCUCCUCGAGGCAUUUACACCAGUGGAAGGGGAAGCUCUGCUGUUGGUUUAACUGCUUACGUUACCAAAGAUCCUGAAACAGGAGAAACUGUUCUGGAAAGUGGAGCUCUUGUUCUUAGUGACAGAGGUAUCUGCUGUAUUGAUGAAUUUGACAAAAUGUCUGACAAUGCAAGGAGCAUGUUGCAUGAGGUGAUGGAACAACAAACUGUUUCGAUAGCGAAGGCUGGAAUUAUUGCUUCACUUAAUGCUAGGACUUCGGUAUUGGCUUGUGCUAAUCCUAGUGGCUCACGCUAUAAUCCUCGCUUGUCAGUGAUUGAUAACAUACACCUGCCUCCUACCUUGUUGUCCAGGUUUGAUUUAAUCUACCUGAUUCUUGACAAGGCUGAUGAACAGACAGACAGACGACUAGCUAAGCAUAUUGUUUCUCUGCAUUUUGAGGAUCCCAAGAGUGCAGAGCUGGAUUUCAUAGACCUUGGUACUCUAACGGCAUACGUGAGCUAUGCCCGCAAGCAUAUUCAUCCACAAUUGUCUGAUGAAGCUGCUGAAGAAUUAACUCAAGGAUAUGUUCAGAUGCGGAGGAGAGGAAAUUUUCCUGGAAGUAGUAAAAAAGUGAUAACAGCAACCCCAAGGCAGAUUGAGAGUCUAAUACGCCUUAGUGAAGCCCUUGCCCGAAUACGUUUCUCAGAAUGGGUUGAGAAACAUGAUGUAGUGGAGGCAUUUAGGCUUCUCGAAGUUGCAAUGCAACAGUCAGCAACUGAUCACACCACUGGAACAAUUGACAUGGAUCUCAUUACCACUGGAGUUUCGGCAAGUGAGAGAAUGAGAAGGGAGAAUGUGCUAACAGCAACUCGCAACAUAAUUCUGGAGAAGGUGCAACUGGGUGGACCCUCAGUGCGCUUGUUAGAGUUAUUGGAUGAACUGAAGAAGCAAAGCUCUGGCCCCGAGCUUCAACUUCAUGAUCUACGAAAUGCGGUCGCAACCCUUGCUAGUGAGGGACUCGUUGUUCUCCAUGGUGACAGUGUAAAGAGAGUUUGAUGCUCAGAUGGGAUCCAUGAGAAGUAACUGAGUAGAAAAUGUUGAGUUUGUUUAUUCCUUAGCUUGCUGAACUGCAACCUGGUAAAGAGUUCCACCCUACUAAUUCAGCUUCGGAGAGAGACGUAUGAUUUUUAGGUCCCUUGUGAUUUAGUGGAUUGUGGCAUAUAAUUUUAUAUACUUAGUAGAUUUAGGAACAACUCUCCAACAUGAAAUCAUGAUUACAUUGAGUAAGAACCAUGUGAAAACAUUUAUCCAAAUUGAAAUGGAUUUCAGCCACAGCUACAAGCCACUGUCAUCUUACAAAAAAUAUAAACUGGUUGUUACU
This is a messenger RNA of Rubroshorea leprosula, 3006 nucleotides long. The record is from the annotation of a GenBank genome assembly. Lineage: Eukaryota; Viridiplantae; Streptophyta; Magnoliopsida; Malvales; Dipterocarpaceae.